CUGAAAGCCUCGGAAGUGUCAUUUUUGGACUUGGGCUAAACUUCGGCAUAUGUGGAGCGGCUCAUCGGCGGCUCCGAGUUGAUCAUUGACAGUUAGGAUUAAAUGGCGGCCAGAAAACACUGAAACAGGAGGCGGGAGGAUGUCUGUGGAGGUGGACCUGCUGCUGCAGGAGGCGAAGGAGAGCAUCGAGGCGGCGCAGAACUACCGCAGCGAGCUGCAGCAGCGGCUGCAGGGCCUCAACCAGGCGCGCAAACAGAUCCGGGGCAGCUCCGGCCAGGCCCGCGAGGCCCUCAAGAGGCACUUCACGGAACUGCAGGCGGCGGCCGGCCGCUUGCUGUCGGAGCGGCUGGCCGGCCUGCUGGCCGAGGUCGACGCCAUCGAGGCCGACAGCAUCAAGCCUCUGGACGACUGCCAGAGCCUCAUCGAGCACGGCGUGGGGCAGGCCGACGAGCUGCUGAGAGAGGGAGAAGCUGCUCUGCGCUGCGGUCUGGGAGAGAAGGAGGACAAACUGGGCAGCUUCACAAAGAAAGCCAUGCACAUCCAGCUGGACAGCCUUCCUGAGGUCCCGGCUCUAGUGGACGUCCCGUGUGUUUCGGCCCAACUGGACGACUCCGUCCUCAGCCUGCUGAGGGACAAAGUGUCCCGCCACGGCGCCGUCUCCUCUCAUCCGCCCGUCCAGAUAGAGGAGCUACAGGAGCGGCCGGGCGGCAUCCUGGUCCGCUGGUGCAAGGUGGAUGAGGACUUUGCUGCUGCAGAUUACCGGCUGCAGUACCGGCGGUCGGGCAGCGGGGGGAGCCAGUACGAGGACGCCUACAUCGGCCGGGACUGCGAGUUCCUGGUUCUACAUCUGGACCCGCACACGGACCACCUGUUCCGGGUCAGCGCCCGGGGCGAGGGCCGCACCGAGUGGAGCCCCUGGAGCGUCCCGCAGACGGGCUACACCACCCUGGCUCCACACGAGUGGCGUUCAGGGACGGAGGGCUACAUCCUCAGCAGCAGGAAGAACAUCGCCCUGCGUAACGACUCCGCCCAGAGCCGCUGCGCCGUCCUCUACUCCAACGGCCCCACCUACUUCUGCGGCCAGACGCUCACCUUCAAGAUCUCUGCAGCUGGCCAGAUUGAUCAGCUGGACAGCCUGGGGGUUUGCAUGGACACUCAGAGCGGAGACGAGUCGCUGCAGAGAGACCAAGCUGUCUGCAUCUCCACCAACGGCGCUGUUUUCGUCAAUGGUAAAGAGAUGACCAAUCAGCUUCCGGCCAUCACCGUGGGCUCAGCUGUGACCUUUGACAUGGAGGUGGUCAAUCUGCUACCCGUCAGCAACAACAACCUGAGCGAGGGCGGCCAUUUUAAGCUGCGAGUGACGAUCGGCUCCGGGAACCGGGAGGUGGUGUUCGACUGGCUGGUGGACCAGGCGGUGGACUGCCUCUUCUUCGGCUGCUCCUUCGUCCACUCCGGCUGGAAAGUUCUCGUGUUUUAGGAAAAUUAAUUCUCCGACUGCCACCGCUACCUGCAACGCAACUUUUCGUCAUCCAACAAAGUUUUCAGGGGAAAAAAACAAAGGAAUAUUUGUCUUUUGAUUAUAAUCAACAUGACAACGCGGCUGACUAUCAAACAUGUUUGCUUAGGCCUGGACCUGCAGGUUUCCUUCAAAUGAAAUUAAAUAAAACUUUUCACUGUA
Gambusia affinis (western mosquitofish) is the source of this 1678-nucleotide messenger RNA. It is a transcript of the gene crlf3, whose product is annotated as cytokine receptor-like factor 3. Bases 140 to 1477 code for a protein of 445 amino acids. Lineage: Eukaryota; Metazoa; Chordata; Actinopteri; Cyprinodontiformes; Poeciliidae. Gene Ontology annotation, molecular function: protein binding. The record is from RefSeq and is a predicted model, not a curated record. The transcript has 9 exons.